GUCUUUCUCUCUCUGUCUCUUCGUCUCUCUGUCUCUUCUCUCUUCUCUCUCUCUCUCUCUCUCUCUCUCUCUCUGGCUGGCUCUGGCUGGCUGCUGAAUUUUCUUCUGCGCCGUUGUUCUCUCUCUCUCUCUCCUUUUCUCUCUCUCCGUCUCGUCUCUGUUCUUGUUCCGGGCAUCAUGAUGCAGCGUCUCUUCCAGACCGUGGGCACACAGGCCUCGCAACGCCUGGUCGCCGCUUCCGCCAUUGCACAGCGGAGAUGCCUUCAUCUCCACGAAGUGGACAGCAUGGAUCUCCUGCGCUCCUUUGACGUCAGUGUGGGCAAGGGCGAUCGCGCCUUCUCUUCCGACGAAGCCGUGCAAGUGGCCAAGCAAAUGUCCACCGAUAAGGUUGUGAUCAAGGCGCAGGUCCUGGCCGGUGGUCGUGGCAAGGGUCACUUCGACAACGGCUUCCAAGGUGGCGUUCACGUCGUCAAGGGUGAGGAUGAGAUCCGCUCAGCCGCCGACAACAUGAUCGGGCACCGUCUCAUCACCAAGCAGACUGACGAGCAUGGCCGCCCUUGCAACAUGGUGCAAAUCGCCGAAUGCAUGGAUAUCGAUAAGGAGUUUUACUUUGCCCUCCUCAUGGACCGUAGUAUGGGUGGCCCUUGCAUUGUGGGCAGCAGUCAGGGUGGCAUGGACAUUGAGGCUGUGGCCGAAGCUACCCCCGAUGCGAUCAUCAAGGUGCCCGUAGAUAUCAAGGAGGGUCUUUCGACGGACAAGGCCAUCCAGGUUGCCAAGGACAUGGGCUUUGCCGAUGACAUCGCCCCCAAGGCUGCUCAGGAGAUGAUCAAUCUGUAUACGCUUUUCCUUGAGAAGGACUGCACUCUGGUCGAAAUCAACCCCUUGGUCCAGACCAAGGGCGGUGAUGUCAUGUGCCUCGAUGCCAAGGUCAACUUUGACGACAACGCGGGCUUCCGCCAAAAGGACGUUUUUGAGAAGCGGGAUGUGUCUCAGGAGAAUGCUGCGGACGUCGAGGCAGCCAAGUAUGACUUGAACUACAUCGACUUGGAUGGCACUAUUGGUUGCUUGGUUAAUGGCGCCGGCCUGGCCAUGGCUACCAUGGACAUUAUUCAGUUGUACGGCGGUCGCCCAGCCAACUUUUUGGACGUGGGUGGCGGUGCCACGGCUGAGCAAGUCACGGCUGCCUUCAAGCUCAUUACCUCUGACCCCUCGGUCUCUGCUAUCCUCGUCAACAUUUUCGGUGGCAUUAUGCGUUGUGAUGUGAUUGCCGAGGGCAUCAUCGAGGCUGCCUCCGAGCUUCAUCUGAAUGUGCCGAUUGUUGUCCGUCUUCAGGGCACUCGCAAGGCCGAGGCUAAGGCGCUCAUUGCAGAAUCAGGCUUGGACAUCAUCGCUGCCGAUGACUUGGACGAUGCGGCGCAAAAGGCGUGCAAGUCAGCCCACAUCGUCGAGUCAGCGCGUGAGGCUGGCCUGGCCGUGUCCAUCAAGUGCCUUAAGCAGAAGCACCUGCAAGACGAAGAGGCCAUGAUGACCCCGCGCUUCACAUAAGUGUUUUAAUUCUCUUGACACCCGCCACAGCUGUUGCUGCCUUUGAUGAUGCUGCUCGCAAAUAUCAAGGCCCUCCAGUUUGCCCAUGCAAACAAACAGUGGCUGGGUAUCGUGUACCGAUACUCGACUUUAGUUGUGUUCUGGAGAGGGCCAUAGGUUCUUUCGGAGAGUUUCAUGUAUUUUUUUUUUUUUUCUAAAGGGCUUACGACAGAGGUCAAACCAGCACCCGUUGCUAUGAUUGGUGUUUUGUGUUCGUCGCCUGUCUUGCCUGCCCUGUGCCUACCCAUUUUUCUUUUCUUUUGUUGAUGACGUGAACGCCUUUGCCAGAGUGUGGGCACAGUGCAAUCCCCAAUUUCAACAAAUGUCAUAGAUC
Molecule: messenger RNA, 1918 nt
Organism: Monosiga brevicollis MX1
Lineage: Eukaryota; Choanoflagellata; Craspedida; Salpingoecidae
Exons: 13
Coding region: 178-1545 (455 amino acids)
Biological process (GO): tricarboxylic acid cycle; succinyl-CoA metabolic process
Cellular component (GO): succinate-CoA ligase complex; mitochondrion
Molecular function (GO): ATP binding; succinate-CoA ligase (ADP-forming) activity
Source: RefSeq, a predicted model, not a curated record